Amorphotheca resinae ATCC 22711 is the source of this 2917-nucleotide messenger RNA. RefSeq lists its product as hypothetical. The record is from RefSeq and is a predicted model, not a curated record. Gene Ontology annotation, molecular function: RNA binding. Gene Ontology annotation, cellular component: nucleus. The transcript has a single exon. Lineage: Eukaryota; Fungi; Ascomycota; Leotiomycetes; Helotiales; Amorphothecaceae. The coding region runs from base 108 to 2642 and encodes 844 amino acids. Gene Ontology annotation, biological process: RNA processing.
UUCACACCAACACCCAACGUUCCUCCUCCCUCUCCACCACAAACCAACAAGCACCCCGCGAAAAAACGGAGAAAACAUGAACUGAGCACUUCCUCACCACACCCACCAUGGCAGCGAGCGACAAGAAAAUCAAGCACUUCCCCGACCUCGAGAACAAGCUGCAGGCACCGACCAAGAAAUCCCUCUUCGAGCGCCAGAAAGCCGACGCCGAAGCCAAGCGGCUGCGCGAGGAGGCCGAGACCAAGGCCGUCUACGAGGAUUUCGUGCGCAGCUUCGAUGAUGACGACGGCGCUGCGGACGGGAGCGGCGCCGCAGAUGUGAGUUGGGCCGGGAAUCAUGGCGGGCGAGGCGGGGGACCUUCUGGUGGUGGCUUUGGAACGGGUCCGCCCAAGAGGCAUUUCACGUCGGGACCAGGGAGGGGAAGCAUGGGCGCGCCGAUGGGACCGGCAUUGGGGAGGGGCGGCAUCGGCAUGGGAUUUGGCGGCGAGAGGGGGAGGGGCGCGGGGCUGGGAAGUAGCAGCGGACCGGGCAGUUUGGGACCGCCGCCGUUGAAGAAGAGGGCGUUUGAAGCCUUUCAUCAGCAGACGCCGAGGAGGGAGGAUAGGGGACUGUUGGCGUUUGACGAUUAUGAGCAGGAUCCGUCGCCCUCGAGGGCCUUGAAGACGUCGGAUGAUGAGGAUGACAGACGCGCCGGUAAUGAGGAGGACAGGGCCGUUCCGAAACCGACGUUGAGAUUGGCUUCAUUGCCUCCGGGUACGUCGCCCGCGGUUAUCAAAGCCCUGCUACCUUCGAAUCUGACGGUGGACGCCGUGCGCCUACAGGCCUCUUCUGGACCGGGGACCUAUGCAGAGAGAAAAUCCAUGUCGGCGAUUGUUACGCUGGCGAAAGAUACAGCUGCGAACGAUAUUGAUGCCGCAGUCAAUGCGCUACAGAACAGGUACUUGGGCUAUGGGUAUUAUCUGAAUCUGCAUAGGCACCUCUCCUCGGCAGCCAUCUCCAAUUCUGCUGUAGUACCAGCUCUUGGGACAUCUACGGCAUCACAACCCUUCGGCGCGAAACCCGUCUCCCUCCCCACCGCUGGGAGAGGGCAUGCACCGCCUACCCACCAACGAGGUUUUGCCCCGCCAGCCUCAUACGCUCCCACAGGACCGGGACUGAACCGUGCUGGUCCUCUCCUCCACGUCCCGGUCCACCCACCACGAGAUAUCAAGGAACUCAAGCUCAUCCACAAAGUGAUCGAAGCUCUUCUUACACACGGCCCUGAAUUCGAGGCUCUCCUGAUGAGUCGGCCCGAUGUGCAGCGCGAAGAGAAAUGGGCGUGGCUCUGGGACCCGCGCAGUACAGGUGGUGUGUGGUACCGCUGGCGACUGUGGGAGGUUCUCACGGGCUCCCAAACCCGCCGUGGACAGGGAAAGUACCUACCCCUGUUCGAAGGCAGCUCGGCCUGGAAAGCGCCAGACCAGCCCUUGGCUUACGAAUACACCACGCGACUCGACGAGUUCGUCUCAGAUUCGGAGUAUAACUCAUCAGAUGAGGAGGAUUCCGGGGAUGAAGGCGCGAGGAGACAUCAUCACAGUGGCGCACCACCCUCUGAUCCGAGUUCGUUGGCGGACGAUGGGCAGGCAUAUCUGAAUCCCCUCGAGAAGGCCAAAUUAACACACCUCCUCUCUCGGCUCCCCACAACUACAGCCAAGCUCCGAAAGGGCGACGUGGCGCGCGUCACAGCGUUCGCGAUAUCCCAUGCAGGUCGAGGUGCGGACGAGGUCGUCGCGGCAAUUGUCUCGAAUAUCGAGAAGCCGUUUGCGUACACAUCUGCGAAUCCGGAUCGGAAGAAGGACAGAGACCUCAGCGGUGACGACGCACCCGCCAAUGAAGACGAGGAGAAAUCAGACACCAGCGCAGCGAGCCUGAUCGGGAUCUACCUAGUCAGCGACAUCCUCUCCUCGUCGUCAACCAGCGGCGUCCGGCACGCGUGGCGCUACCGGCAACUCUUCGAGGCGGCGCUCAAGCAGCGCCAGGUGUUCGAGAAGCUCGGCCGCCUGGAGCGGAAGAUGAACUGGGGCCGGCUGCGCGCGGAGAAGUGGAAGCGCAGCGUCGGCAACAUCCUCAGCUUGUGGGAGGGCUGGUGCGUCUUCCCGCAGGAGAGCCAGGAGCAUUUCGCGCGCGCCUUUCAGAACCCGCCGCUGACGGCCAACGAGCAGCGCCAGGCGCGCGAGAGGGAGACCCCCGUCGCCGACAAGGGCAAGAGUAAGUGGAAAGCGGUCGAAGUCGCGCCGCCGCCGCCGUCAUCGCUGCCGCGCGAGGAGCCCGUCCCGCAGCCCGCCGAGGACGUCGAUGGCGAGCCCAUGGACCAGGACGAGGAUGUGGAUGGGGAGCCCAUGGACGAGGACGAUAUCGAUGGUGUCCCCAUGGAUGAUGAUGAAGACGUCGAUGGCGAGCCGAUGCCCCCAGAAGACGACGACGACGAUGUAGAUGGCGAGCCCAUGCAACAAGAACCAGAUCCCGCCGAAGGACCAAACCCAGCUGCUGCUGCUGCCCCCGAUCCUGAACCGGAAAAGGAAAAGGUCAAGACGGAAGAGCAGCAGCGGCGGAGACGGCCGAGAGCGGUGGAUAUGUUUGCGGAUUCGGAUUCGGAGGAUUAGUUACCUACCUAGUUACCUAGUUACCUACCUACCUAGGAAGGCAGUUUUGUAUGUACGUUUAGGUGGUGUAAAUUUAUAGGAAUGUACCUAUGUGUGUAUGUAUAUCCAUGAGAUAAUAGAUAUGCUUGAAAUCCAACAAUAUUCACAUGUUCACCCAUCGGUAUUUUCAUUUCAUAAUUUUUCAUCUCAUAAAGUCCUCCUGUCAUUACCUAGGUAGGUAUAUAAGGAAACCAUACAAACCCAAUUCUAAGAACCACCACCUACCCUUCCCCCCC